Messenger RNA from Suillus fuscotomentosus, 1869 nucleotides. RefSeq lists its product as uncharacterized. The coding region runs from base 1 to 1869 and encodes 622 amino acids. The transcript is spliced from 4 exons. Lineage: Eukaryota; Fungi; Basidiomycota; Agaricomycetes; Boletales; Suillaceae. The record is from RefSeq and is a predicted model, not a curated record.
AUGCUACCCAAGGGACCAAGCUGGAAGUGUCAAAUUAUCCCAUCUCUCCAUCGCACCAAAACUCCAAUCCGAAUUUUUUGGAGGGAUCCGGUUGAAUGCUUAGAAGCCCUCUUCAGCAACCCCCUUUUCCAUGACAAGCUUGAUUUUGUCCCUCGUCGCGUGUACACGACCGCAGCAUGGCUUACCUGCGUUUAUUCGGAGUGGCUGACAGGGGAUUUUUCUUGGGAGUUCCAGAGUCAAGUACCCAGAGGCGCUACAAUUCUUGGUACAAUCCUUUCCUCCGACAAAACAAAUAUCACCACUAUGACUGGCGCUAGAGUUGCUCAUCCGCUUCUUCUCGGUCUUGCCAAUAUCCACAUGCAAACUCGCAUGAAGCUCUCAUCCAGGGCCUUCCUACUCACAGCACUCCUCCCUAUCCCGCAGUACUUACACUCUAAUCAACGGAUGCGAGGUGUUCUCGAAGACUGCCUCAUACAUCAAUGUCUUUCUAUCGUCUUAAAGCUGUUGAUGAUUGCGGCUGAAAUCGGGAUAGUGAUGUCUGAUCCCAUUGUAAAUGUUCGCCAUUGCUAUACGCCCCUCGCAGCAUACAUUGUUGAUACCCCGGAGGCAUGUAUGCUUGUGUGCGUACGCGGGAAAACCUCCCCAUUUAUGAUGGCAUCAUAUCUGGAGUUUGGGGACAAUUUUCGUCACUCCAAACGUACACGCCAUAUCACUCUCGAUCAGCUCGCCAAGAUACACGUUGAUCCCAAUGACCCCGAAGGUUAUUUUGAUGCAUGCACCAUAUAUCGUCUAAAUGGUGUCCAUGCGCCCUUCUGGCAAGAUUGGCCGUUUGCUUGCCCCUCAGUCUUUCUAACUCCAGAGGCUCUGCAUCACUGGCAUAAGCAAUUUUUCGAUCAUGACCUUCAGUGGUGCAUUGCAGUUCUUGGAGCUCAAGAACUCGAUUUUCGAUUUUGCAGCCAGUCACAGGCUAUCCGUUACAUUGUCGGUCUCAUUGUCGGUGCAGCCCCUCGUCAAUUUGUGAUUGCGAUCCGUGCCCUUAUGGACGUCCGGUAUAUGUCACAAUCCCCUUCUCCAGAUGACAAUCUAUUGGCAUCUAUUGACCAAUCUCUUUCAACCUUUCAUCAAAACAAAGAUGUUAUUAUGACGUUGGGCGCAUGGACCAGUACGAAGAAGACGAUCAACAAUUGGUAUAUACCUAAGCUAGAGUUAAUGCAAAGCAUCACUGCCAGCACACGUAAAGUUGGAGCCCUCAUCCAGUGGUCUGCGGACGCCACUGAACAUGCGCAUGACAAGCUGUGGCGAUUUGCGAUUGCUAUGACGUUGAAGAGUGGUGUCCUUGAUCCAGACCCCAAAGAAUUACCCAUGGAUGAGGGAGACGAUGAAGACAUUGCUGAGCUUGAAGAACCGUCUACUGAUCAACGAACUGCACUCCUGGAGGGGCUUAAUCGCACACGUGUUACUACUAACUACUUCCUCAAAGCUAAGGAGGUGGCUACUGUACCUCGUGGACCUAGCCCUCACCCUCCUCGAAUGUUUACUGCUGGUAAUACCGCUAUCCAUCUAAAUUAUAGUCCAACUCGCACUGGAAUGAAAAUUGACGAUGUCGCAGACGAGUUCAACAUACCGGAUCUUCGUGAUGCUAUUUCAAACUUCUUGCGACUUGACACGAGGAACAGAGAUGUGAUUCAUGGGGUUGGAAUCUCAAGAAGAUCAUUAAUCGACCGUCCUUCUACUCUGCCUUUUGAUUGCGUGCAAGUUUGGCACACAGUUCACUUGCAGGAAGUUUCCUUCCGUGAUCCAUGUGUCAUCUUACCAGCGCAAACCUUGCAUGCCUCUCCACCAUGUCCCGGGUGGCUGAAAGGCCAAUGA